UUUUUCCAUCUUGACCAUUCCAAAGCGACAGACGACAAGACGGUAGGUCGAAAGAGCCUCGUAGCACAACUCAAGAUGUACUUGCCGAAUUAGUCAGCAUAUGUAAAGACGACCCGCCAAGAGGGGCCUGUCCCUGAUGUGGAAAGUGCUUCUCGAUGGUAUGCUCCAUUAGUACGGGAAGAGCGCAUCCUAAAUGCUCAUUGUCAGCUACAUCAGCAUUUUGCAUACUCUUUCAAAGCACUUUUAUUCUCUGCCUUGAUUCAUUCACAUACUUGCAUCUCACACCCAUCGCAUCCUCACACUCAGCAUGUUUCCAUCUAUUCUCCUGCAUUUGAGCCUGGCUGUCAGCUUUGCGGCCUCGAUUCCUAUACAGAGACGAGCUCUCUCACAGAACGACAUCAUUGGUCUACAAUUGGCCGGCUACCUGGAGAAUCUCGAGCUCAGUCUGUACUCCGGGGGCUGCGAAGGCUUCACCAAUGUGCAAUGGGCCACCGAUGGAUUCCCAGCAACUUUUCAGCAGGACGUCUGUGCCAUUGCGGAACAACAGCAGAACCAAACAGAGUUCAUCUCGACCACUCUCGAGACCAACGGCAUCCCGGCUCCUCAGGCAUGCAGCUACAGCCUAUCAUACGAUUCACCCACGAGCUUCGUUCUUCUUGCAAACCAAAUCACCUCUCUGAGUCUAGGCUACUAUCUGGGCAGCUUGGCCGGCUUCUCACCAGAGCUCCAGACUGUUGCAGCUUCGAUUCUCUCGGUCGAGGCUCGUCAUGAUGCCAUUAUCAGAAACGGGAUGGGAGCAUCUCCGUUCCCCACCAACCAAGACGUGCCACUGAGCUCCAUCUGGGCAUACAACCUGGCGCAAAAUUACACAACAUCUUGCCCGCAGCAGCUUCCCAUAGAUCUGCUCCCACCGCUGAGCUUCAAUGGUAUUUCCGGCAGUACUCUUGACUUCAGCUGGACUCCGAGCGCCAACAACUUCUCUGCACCUGUCGGAGCUGCUGGUCAGAAUCUCUACCUUGCUAUUGUUCACACCAAUGCCAGCGACCCGAUCUAUCAAGAAGUUCAGACUGGCCAGCAAGGUCAAGGCACUGUACAGUUGCCAGAAGGACUCGGUGGUGUUGUGUACGCCGCUCUGACUGCUUCUUCCGGAGACUUGACUUACCAUGAACUUACCACGACUGGCACUCUGGCUGGACCAGCACAGCUUGUCUUGUCAUGAGAAGAAGGAGAGUCCUGGCUCUAGUACAUCUCGAAGGGCAGUACAGUAUAGAGGCUUCUUGCUUUGGGAAUGAUCAAAUGGAUGGUAGCAACAUUCAUGUGGAGCAGCCGAGCAGUCAGGCGAAGGACAGUCGUCAUUUGCGUAAUAGCAGAUAGCACUCAUAAACAAUACAGAGUAAUCACCAGACACGUUGUCCUUGAUCGUGGGAAAUGGCAGCCUGUCGUUCGGGGGAUCGAGGAAGAUGGAGAUGGUUCAGCUGGCUGCGGGAGGUGCCAAGAACAGUGACGAA
This is a messenger RNA of Aureobasidium subglaciale EXF-2481, 1508 nucleotides long. RefSeq lists its product as uncharacterized. The coding region runs from base 308 to 1219 and encodes 303 amino acids. The transcript is spliced from 2 exons. The record is from RefSeq and is a predicted model, not a curated record. Lineage: Eukaryota; Fungi; Ascomycota; Dothideomycetes; Dothideales; Saccotheciaceae.